GUUUAUUCAAUUAGAAUAAACAAAAAUAAUAAAACUGGCAGUUAAAAUAGCACACUAUAGGCUUGAAUAAAAAGUUUCUGUACGAAUGGCAGGUAAAAUUUAAAAAAAAAGUUUAUGUCUCGGACUUGAGUCAAUGUGUUCAGUUUGUUUGACAAAGAUAUACACGUACGUUACGUGUCCCGACGUCGAUUAAGAUCUUCACGUCUCGCUACACGUGGUUCGACAAUCACCGUUAUUAAUUUUAUCAAACGUGCAAAUAUAAGUAAAAAUGGAUCCGGUCAGAUCUUUUAGUUUUUUUAAAGAAGAACCUAGAAAAAGAACCAGAAGUAAUACAGAACUCGAAAUAAAAAGUGAUAAAAAACAAAAGCAACCAGUGCAGCAAACAAGAAAUCUUCUUGACCUACCAAAUGAAAUUCUACUUUAUAUAAUGAAAUAUGUAGACAGAAAAGAUUUGAAAAAUCUUAGAUUAUGUUGUUACAGAUUAUCAAGACUAGCAUUAGAUAAAUCGUUCUGGACUAUGGACUAUCGUAAAAAGUCUUAUUUGCUCGAAUUUUAUCCGUUUGUUCAGUAUGAACACAUAUUAGAACCGUUAACAGUUUGCUUAGCACUAUGUGGUACUUUCUAUCGUAGAAACCGUAUCGUAGAUACUGUUAAAAUAUCAUUUUAUAGAAAUCCUAUUGAACCUCUACUUUUUUUUACCUUACAAAAAUGCCGGAUGCUUAAGGAAUUGAGUAUUGAAGAAUAUUAUUUUAAUACAGAUGAGGUUACUAUACAGAAGUUUCCGCUAACUCUUGACAAACUUGAAUUAAAACGAUGUGUAAUUUUCAAGAGGCUCAUAGAUACACAUAUGUGUUAUCCUUUAUGGGACAUUUCAUCCCAUUUCUUUGAUGAAAUAUGUACAUUUGUUCCCAAUAUAAAAUGCUUGAUUUUAAACAGUGUUCUAUGUCAUAUUACGCCGAUUUUUCUGAGAGAUAUAAGUAAACUAAAACACCUUAACGAACUUAGACUAACUUCGUGUCUUCGUAUACAUGAAUCUCCUUCGGAGAUAAAGAUACUCGAUUUUAUAUGUAAUUUCGAAACAUUAGAGAUUUUAGACUUACGGAACACGGCAGUUGACACUCGUCUAGUUGGAGAGUUUUGUCGACUUAAAUCUUUAAAGCAUCUGUAUCUAGAAUGCCCUAAAUAUUUAAGAAAAGAAUGUUCAAAUGAAUCAUUAGAAGAUUUAAAAACAUUACGUUCGGAAUCAGAAAUAUGGUUCCGUCUGUUUGAUGAGAAACUUUAUACCUUUCAAUCUAAAGUGGAACUUCUACUUGCCGAAAACAGAGUGGAAGAAAUAAUCAGUUUUAGGAACGAUUUGUUCCAAAACUAUUUUUUGUCAAAUAUUAGUCACUAUAUAAGUAGAUGUAAUAAUUUGGAGACAGUAUGUAUUAGACAUUAUUCGCAUAUUACUAAAACGGAUAUCACUAUUUUGGCGUCGACAGUACCAAACUUGAAAGAAUUGGAUAUAACUGGUUGUUCUGUAACUCUAGAAGAUGUUAAAAACUUUAAAUCACAAAGACCUAAUGUUAAAAUUUCUUCAUCGUUUGUUACAUAAUAUUAAAGUUAUAGUUAAAGUCUAUAAGAAGAUGACUAUUCAAACGUAAUCAAAGUGACAUAGAGUAUAAAAGAAACAAGCUAGAAAUAAAAAUCGUUUUAUAUCUGGAUAACAAGUAUUACUUGACAUUGCAAUUAUCUGAGUAAUUGUAACAAAACAUGAAUUGUUGUACUUGGAAAAAAUACUUGUGCAAAAUCACAAUUAUGUAAACGUAAUAAUUGUAACUGCAAUUAUAAUUAUUACUAAACUUUGUUACAUCUUAAAUUAUUUUAAUAUAAAAACUU
This is a messenger RNA of Pseudomyrmex gracilis, 1878 nucleotides long. RefSeq lists its product as uncharacterized. Lineage: Eukaryota; Metazoa; Arthropoda; Insecta; Hymenoptera; Formicidae. Gene Ontology annotation, molecular function: protein binding. The record is from RefSeq and is a predicted model, not a curated record. The coding region runs from base 269 to 1594 and encodes 441 amino acids. The transcript is spliced from 8 exons.